Molecule: messenger RNA, 612 nt
Organism: Schistocerca nitens (vagrant locust)
Lineage: Eukaryota; Metazoa; Arthropoda; Insecta; Orthoptera; Acrididae
Exons: 5
Coding region: 1-612 (203 amino acids)
Source: RefSeq, a predicted model, not a curated record
AUGCGUGUGAAGAUGGCCAGCGAAGGAAGCAGCGGGCUGCCCAGAGAAGUGUGGCCAGCGAUCCAAUUGCUGUGUGCUGACAAACGCGCGCACGCGAAGGCGGCCAGCGAUGGUAGCCGCGAGCCGCCCGGAGAAGUGCGGCCAGCGAUGUAUUUCUCGGCCACGCAAGGGAGCAUGCGUGUGAAGAUGGCCAGCGAAGGAAGCAGCGGGCUGUCCAGAGAAAGAUUCUUUCAACAAUGGAUUUCAAGGCCAGUACAUGCCCAUACUUUACCAGAGCGUAUCUCACCAGAUAGUGAUAUGGACAAAACUGCACAACUGCUACAAACAUUUAUUGGGAAACUGUAUCAGCUUGCUGAAUUACUCCAAAAGCAGACAGCGAGUGGACUACAGCUCAUCCUAGAUCAUUUGUCUGAACGUGUUCCGCAACUACUACCAGAAACUGAACUUAUGGAAUUUCUACUCUCUGUUUCAUGGCUUCAUGAUCCUCAGUAUCUUGUUUCUCAUUUUGCGUCCUUACCGCAAACUGAUAUUGAUACAGAGCUUGAGUUACCAGCAGCCACAGAUUUUGUUCCAUAUAAUGUGUUCUUUACUCUACCUGAACCACAAGAUUAA